Molecule: messenger RNA, 1445 nt
Organism: Rhipicephalus sanguineus (brown dog tick)
Lineage: Eukaryota; Metazoa; Arthropoda; Arachnida; Ixodida; Ixodidae
Product: ELMO domain-containing protein 3
Exons: 10
Coding region: 265-1224 (319 amino acids)
Source: RefSeq, a predicted model, not a curated record
GCGCGCCGCUCGUUCCGGAAGGGGCCUUCACCGACGUCCGGGAGGGAGAUCGGGGAGGCCAGUGAAGUGAUGCGGAAAACAGAGAGAGGAAGAAAGAAAAAAAAAAGUUGCGCACCCUCAGGACUGUCUGGAACAGGGCAUUGGGACACUGCCUUCACAAGUGGUAGCGCGUUCUGCCUUUGAUAACCAUUUCGCACAGCCUUCACAAGCGGGAUACCGACGAGCGCGUUGUCUAGGCAACGUCCAAACACUCUCUGGGCCAAAAUGGACACAUGGCCACUGGAACCGGAGGAGAGCGACGAAACGGACCCGGCUGACCUCAGUACACCAGCGUUCUUUAAGCGCUCAGAACUCGAUUCCUUAAGAGCGCAAGAGGAACAGCGCACGGCGCAAGAAGAGUGGGACAAAGUAACGAAUGUUGUCGGUAUAGGGGCUGUGACGUAUUGUUCACGAAUUAUUACGUACGAGGAAGCACUUUGCUACUUCAAGGAGAAAGACCUGAGUUCCUACAUGACCACCAUCAGGCCUGUGAUCCAGCGCAGAGGUAUCAAACUGAUUUUACAUUGCCUUUUCGGUCCGCCGCGCUUGAAGUUGGGGCUAGUGCCGGCUAGAGACUUCACAUUCGCCUUGGCCCAGUGUCCAUUCGAUAACGACAAUACGCUGCAUUUGGAGAUUCUGCAGACAAUCUACAGGAAACUUACAAACACUGUAUACGACUGCCCGAGGUACGGCAGUCACUGGGAGAGAAUCGGAUUCCAAGGAAACGACCCGGCCACUGAUUUGAGAGGCGUUGGUGUACUUGGUAUUCUACACCUUCUGUUCUUGACUACAGGCUUUGGGAAUAUAGAACUCGUUAAUGACAUUUACAGCCUCUCACGCGAUCGAGACCAGAACUUCCCGUUUGCUCUAAUGAGCCUAAACAUCACGAAGAUGUCCAUAGAGGCGCUGAGGGAGGAGGUACUGAACAGGUGCUGCAACGAAAGAAAUGACGUCACGCAUGUUGUGAACGAGUUUUACGCUGGUACAUUUUUGCUGCUCUACCUGUCUUGGAAGAACAAAAAGCUGACGAUUAAGGAUUCCGGGUUCAUUUUGAAAGAUACAUCGUUUUUCGCAAAGAAGAAACCCGGAUUCGUGCUUCGGAAUUUGAGGGAGUACCAGGAGGAGCAGAGUUCCUUGACGACUUCGCAGGUGUUCACAAACUUGGCGGCAAUUGAAGCUCAAUGAGGCAACUGUAGAGCGCCGUCAAUCCGCACUUACCGUGCGUGACAAUCAACAAUUAAUUUGGUAUAUGCGCCACAUAAAUACAUCUGUGUAAGGAAUGAUGUGGCUCAAACAAUGAAAGCGCAGUGUGAGUCCCCAUGAAAACGGUAGGAGAAAAGAAAACCACUGCGCAUACUGAGAAUGUCGUGUCCCAAAAGCACUCCAGGCGUGUUUACGUGGAUUGC